Molecule: messenger RNA, 1221 nt
Organism: Peniophora sp. CBMAI 1063
Lineage: Eukaryota; Fungi; Basidiomycota; Agaricomycetes; Russulales; Peniophoraceae
Source: the annotation of a GenBank genome assembly
AUGAGGACCUUCGAGUCGCCCAGUGGUCGUCGCUACGAGUCUCUAGCUCCAGCACCCAUCGCCGAAGGGAGCUUCGGCGUCCUCUACAAGUGCACAAAACACGAAGGGGACGCGACUCUUCCUGGAUAUGCGGCAGUGAAGGUCGUCUCUUGGAGUCCCGGUGGACUCGACAAGGUAUCGGUCCUCUCCGAGAAGGUGACACUGGAGAAGAUUGCCCCUCAUGACGGUGUCAUCCGGUUGGAGGAUAGUUGGGUCGAAGAGCAGGGUGUUCAGGGCGUGCUUUAUCUGGUCAUGGACUACUACGAACAUGGGGACCUCCUCGAGUACAGCAAGACGCAUCGCAUAGACGACAGUACGCUGUGUGAUCUGCACCUCCAGUUCAUGCGCAUCCUCGAGCACGUCCAUAGCCAGGGAUUCAUCUUCCUAGACGUCAAGCCGAACAAUAUACUCUUAGCGGACGUCAAUCCACCCAGGAUCAUCCUAACCGACUUCGGUAGCGCUCGUACUCCGGAUCAGAUAGGUUCAUCCAAGAUGUUCUACACUGACCUUUACGCCGCCCCCGAAGUCCGCCAACGUUCGUCAUGGUCCACUAUCAAGGAGAGCUGCGACUACUACUCCUGGUGUAUUAGUUUGUUCACCUUGAUGGUUGUACAGGAUUGGGAGAAGAACAAGCACGUGCACCCUCUCAACUCUUUCGGCGACGGCGAUAAGUUGCGGUCAAUGAACCUGGCCCUGAUCCCGAACGACACUGCGAGGCAACAACUCUUUCAAGGCUUUCUGACCGUCGGCAUGAUCUCGACGGCCCGCGAACGCAAGAAACGCAUGAUGGACCAUCCAUGGGUCGCAAAACGCCCUUCGGCCGACCCGGCACCCGAGGAACCCUCCCUCUUCGGUCGAAAGGCAGCUGUCUCUUCGUCUGGAGUGGAAGUGGCGCGCGUGGAGGCCCGGCUCUUUGGCUUCCCAUCCUCGGCGGCGGCACCGUCUUCGUCUGUCACCGUUCGUGGCCCGUCUCUCAAGCGCGAUAGCGCCGAGAAGUGCCUGGAGAAGGAGAAGGUUGGCAAGAGCUCGGGGGUGGGCUCGACGGCAGGCAAGCGGGCGUCUUCUGCUCGCAAGAAGGCGGUCAAGGCUCGCGCGGCAACUCCGGGGUCGGAGCUUGACGGCCCUGCGCAGGCUGUUCUGAAGCUCAGGACCGGUCGUGUACGCAAGUGUUAUAAGUACUAG